ACGUCAGGAAGGAAGUGCUUCCUUAAGAGGAGAAGGUGCCCGGACAAAUGCAGGCAUCCACCUCUCUCGGUAGCGCAUGCCGCACGCAGCUGGCGGGCAAGCGCGUCGUCAGCGGACAUCGCUACCCAAAUGCCCGCAUUGCCCUGAAGCCGGCUAAGAGCGGCGCAGUGGCCUCGGCGGUGGUCGCCGAGGACAAAUGGCUUGCUCGGACCGUGAAGGAGGUGGCGACGCCAUCCAGCCUUGCCGCUCUGCGGGAGCAAUCGAAGAGCGCCCUGGCGACGCUGCGCAUGCCGACGACACGCAACGAGGACUACCGUUUCACGGACAUCGCACCGCUGCUGCGGACGAACGUGCAGCCCGCCGCUGCCGGCGCCGCCGUGCCGUCUGAGCUGCUGGCUGCCCACGAGCUGCCUGGCGCCGCCGCGCGCCUGGUGGUCGUGGACGGCGUGUUGCGGCCGGAGCUGAGCUCGGGGCUGUCAGGACUGCCGGCGGGCACCUAUGUGGGACCGCUGGCAGGGGCGCCGGAGGCCGUCAAGCAGAAGCUGGGCUCGCUGUCCAACUCCCGCGGCGGCCCCUUCGCCGUGCUGAACGGCUCCCUGGUGCCCGAGGUGCUGGUGGUGGCGGUGCCAGCGGAGAGGCAGCUGGAGGGGCCGCUGUUUGUGCUGCACCUGGCCUCGGGCGCCACCGGCGCGGACGAGGUCGCCGCCAACGCGCCGCGGCUGCUGCUGCACGCCGGCACGGGCUCCUCCGCCGAGCUGGUGGAGGAGUACGUGGCGCUGCCGGGCGGGCGGCGCUACCUGACGGUGGCUGUGGGGGAGCUGUUCCUGGAGGCGGCCGCCAGCGUGCGCCACUCGUACGUGCAGCGCGAGGGCGAGGGCUCCUUCCACUUCAAGAGCACGCUGGUGCAUCAGGCGGAGCGCUCGCAGUACACUCUGGCGGAGGCCAGUGUGGGCGGAGCCAUCGCGCGCCACGACCUGGUCAUUCAACAGGGCGGCCCCGAGACGCACACCCAGAUGAGCCACUUCCUGCUGUGCGGCCCCAGCCAGACGCACGACCUGCACUCGCGCCUGACGCUGGACCACCCCCACGGCACCGCCAACCAGCUGCACAAGUGCAUCGUCAGCCACGCCAGCGGCCGCGGCGUGUUUGACGGCAAUGUCAAGGUGAACCGGCUGGCCCAGAAGACGGACGCGGGGCAGCUGAGCCGCAACCUGCUGCUGGUGCCGCUGGCCACGGUCAACGUAAAGCCCAACCUGCAGAUCAUCGCAGAUGACGUCAAGUGCACACACGGCUGCGCGGUGUCCGACCUGCGCGACGACGAGCUGUUCUACUUCCGCGCCCGCGGUAUCAGUGCGGAGUCGGCCCGCCAGGCGCUGGUGUUCUCAUUCGGCGCCGAGGUGAUCCAGCGCAUGGGGCACCCUGUGCUGCAGAAGCGCGUGCAGGACGACGUCAGCCGGACACUACUCAGCGCGGAGCCGUUCGCGGCCUCGGCGUAAGAGCGCGAGUGUGUGGUAGUUCGUUGGUGCCGUCAGCGGAGACGCUGGAGAUGGAGGCGGAAGUGGUGGUGGUGUUCGUGCAGGCUAGAGGGAGCGGGGAGGGGGGCUGGGAAAGUGGGGUUUAGGGCGCUGCUUUUUGUUGACUGUGGCAAUUCAGAGGCGCGGUCUGGAGCCUUGACGGGUUUACUAAUGGGCUGCUGGCAAUGGCGGGGGCUGAUGACAACCGGUUACCCAGAGGACUAUUGACAGGGUUGGGCUUGAGGCGCAGCGUGAGGGGUGUGAGGCGCCGGGAGCGCGGGCCGGAUCAAGACAGUUGCAUUCUUAUGGCUCUCCGAUCCAAAGAUACACCUUCCGGACUGAGGGAAGGCUACAUGAAUUCUGGGCGUGCCUGCCAUACACUGUGCUUGCGCCAAGUCGGACAGACUUGGCAGCUGCUCGGUAAAUGCGCGUUUGCAGGGGGAGACCUUUGACAGUUUGGUUUGGUUUGUGCCUGCUGUGCAUGUGCUUGACAGCGGGACGUGGCUGGACACUUUGCGGCGGGCCGUGCCCGUAGAAACCGCCCCCGGCUAAUGUCCGGGAGAUGAGGUAGACGCUUGCGGCCUCAGACGGGCGACGUGGCGUGGGCGCAGCCCACUUGUCGCUUGGUGGGGAAAUCUAUCUGGGGAGAGUGACUGAGUGAGACGUUUCAGGGUUCAUUGCGGAUUGCAGGGGUGACUGACUUACUGUGAGACCUCGCUGCGAGUCGCUGCAUGGAUUAGCGGGGGGAGGCGGCAGUGCAGUGACUGUACGUUCAUGCGCUGGCGAGGGUGGGCUGUAACCCCAGUGAACGAAAUGAGCACUCCAGCCACUCCAGGUUAUGGCAGCGCGCAUUCCUCAAUCAAUGUAACAAUGUGCU
This is a messenger RNA of Chlamydomonas reinhardtii, 2391 nucleotides long. RefSeq lists its product as uncharacterized. The transcript has 10 exons. The record is from RefSeq and is a predicted model, not a curated record. Bases 48 to 1496 code for a protein of 482 amino acids. NCBI's taxonomy places the organism in Eukaryota, Viridiplantae, Chlorophyta, Chlorophyceae, Chlamydomonadales, Chlamydomonadaceae. Gene Ontology annotation, biological process: iron-sulfur cluster assembly.